Hyposmocoma kahamanoa is the source of this 578-nucleotide messenger RNA. RefSeq names its product mediator of RNA polymerase II transcription subunit 9 (gene MED9). Gene Ontology annotation, molecular function: transcription coregulator activity. Lineage: Eukaryota; Metazoa; Arthropoda; Insecta; Lepidoptera; Cosmopterigidae. The record is from RefSeq and is a predicted model, not a curated record. Gene Ontology annotation, cellular component: mediator complex. The transcript is spliced from 3 exons. Gene Ontology annotation, biological process: regulation of transcription by RNA polymerase II. The coding region runs from base 93 to 446 and encodes 117 amino acids.
UGUGUACCAAUUCAAUCAAUUUGCACUGUAUGUUUCGAAAGGCAAGUUUUUUACAAUAAUUCGUGUUCAGUUUUUCAUUAAAUAUCAUUCCUAUGAUGGAAAACAACACAGAUCAUUCUGAGCAGAAUAAUUUCAGUCCGUUAUCAGUGCAGGACGUAGAUGUAGACUUCUUGCCUAUUGUAUACGAAAUCAUACGAAGCGUAGAAAGAGAUUAUCACGACAAUUCGGCCAAGGCAAGGGAAUCGCAGGAUUGCAGUCAAAAGGUUCUGGAAUUGCAAAAAAAGUUCGACGUCGCUCGUUCUCAGAUAAGGCGACUUCCAGGCAUUGAAUUUAACAAACAGGAUCAAUUGAAACAGUUUGAAAUACUCCACACUCAGCUGCGUUUGAAGCGUGAACUUUUGCAAAAGUAUCGGAACAUGUGCUCAUUUGAAACAUCAUUCAAGUGAGUGAGAAAUGCCACUGCGCGCCUUGUUGAGGUACCUGGCUAAUAACGAGGAGCUAGUGCGGAAGAUUGCAGAAUCAUAUCCUGUGAGACGUGCAGCACAACUGACUGUCGCCAUGUUAUAUAAAAGCAAAGA